Molecule: messenger RNA, 681 nt
Organism: Musa acuminata AAA Group (dessert banana)
Lineage: Eukaryota; Viridiplantae; Streptophyta; Magnoliopsida; Zingiberales; Musaceae
Product: histone H3.2
Exons: 1
Coding region: 68-478 (136 amino acids)
Cellular component (GO): nucleosome; nucleus
Molecular function (GO): DNA binding; structural constituent of chromatin; protein heterodimerization activity
Source: RefSeq, a predicted model, not a curated record
CACGCCCAAUUCUCGAUCUCGAGGCCUAAUCGACCGAUCCUUGUUCCCCGGACUACGAUCGCAAUCGAUGGCGAGGACGAAACAGACCGCCCGGAAGUCCACCGGGGGCAAGGCCCCGCGGAAGCAGCUGGCGACGAAGGCGGCGCGGAAGUCGGCGCCGGCGACCGGGGGCGUGAAGAAGCCCCACCGCUUCCGCCCGGGGACGGUGGCGCUGAGGGAGAUCCGCAAGUACCAGAAGAGCACGGAGCUGCUCAUCCGCAAGUUGCCGUUCCAGCGUCUCGUCCGGGAGAUCGCGCAGGACUUCAAGACGGACCUGCGGUUCCAGAGCUCCGCGGUGGCGGCCCUACAGGAGGCGGCGGAGGCCUACCUCGUCGGCCUCUUCGAGGACACCAACCUUUGCGCCAUCCACGCCAAGCGGGUCACCAUCAUGCCCAAGGACAUCCAGCUCGCUCGCCGGAUCCGCGGGGAGAGGGCUUGAGGCCCGUCCCAUCUCGUGUGUUCACCGCCCCUUCGGGUGGGUAGAUCGGGGAUUUAGGUCUAUUAUGUCAGCCUCCAUGGCCAAGCGGCGCAGGUUUCCCGCUCCUAACUUUGUCUCGACCGUAUUGUGUUUCCGGCCAUCCGAUGUCACAUGGGAUUGCGUGUAUGCGAGUAAUGUUAUGUGGCAUCAACUUUCAAAGCAAA